Prosopis cineraria is the source of this 1521-nucleotide messenger RNA. RefSeq lists its product as uncharacterized. The transcript is spliced from 6 exons. Bases 446 to 1096 code for a protein of 216 amino acids. Lineage: Eukaryota; Viridiplantae; Streptophyta; Magnoliopsida; Fabales; Fabaceae. The record is from RefSeq and is a predicted model, not a curated record.
UUACAGUCAUGCCCCCGAUGUGAAUUGACCUUCAAUCCAUUCACUGGAGACUGGACCACUCCCACGGCUUUGUCUCCGCCGCUAUUCGCAUCAGGCGUCAGCGACGACAGAAUCACGAUUGAUACCCCAUUCCCUCUCUCAAUCUCUCUCCAAUGCGCAGGGGAGAAUACGCUGAUACCAAACCCCCGAUUUCUGGUUCUCAUUUUGAUUCCGUGUUCUAGAAACGUCUUACUCGCUCGCCCACAAGAAAGGAAUUAUCUGCUUUCUAAUUCGCAAUCCCCUGAGCUUAACAGCCACAUCUCUUCUUUUCUCAGAAAAAAAGAAGCUCCGUCUCCAGGUCGGUUGGAAUAAUCGGGGAUGGCUGCGGGUAGGGAAGUUCGAGAAUAUACUAACCUAAGCGACCCGAAAGACAAAAAAUGGGGUAAAGGAAAAGAUAAGAUAGACGAUGAAGACAUUACUUUCCAACGAAUGGUUGCCAAGGGAUAUUGGCUUCCUGUACUGGGUUGCUGAUGCAAGCAGAUGCAAGAGGUUGCUGGUGAGCGUGGAGGUUACCUUCAUGGGCGAGGGGCAUUGGACAGUGAUGAUCUACUCUAUCUCAAGGAGCAGAUGGAAGCUGAGGAGGAUGCGGAACGCCUCCUGCGCCGUACUGAAAAACGGGCAUUUGCUGCAUUUAAGAUAUCCUUUUCUGUUGUAUUCUGCUGUUUCCUUCACAAAUGGACACAGAGCUGCAAACUUAGCGGAUUCUACGCCUGCAUCAGUACCCUUGCCUCUUCGUGUUGAGCCAAAACCAAAGAGCGGGAUAAGGCAGCAAGAUCUGCUGAAGAAAGUUGUGGAAAUUAAGCCCAAGCGACCAAAGCUUUCUAGCCCAUCCGGGGGCAACCAGGCAACCCCAGUUCCUAGUAAUGCUAGUGUCACAAAACGCGAGCCUGAGAGUGAAAAAAUGAAAAAGAAAGAGCGGCUGUCUCUGCCUGAAUCAAAUAAAAGUCAGCCUUCAUCUGGGGGAUCACAAGAGGCAGAAGGAAAGAUUAAGAUGGAUAAUCCUGCUGGUGGAUUGCUAGGCUUGGCAUAUGAUGCUAGUUCUGAUGAUGAAGAGUGAUGGAUGAUGAAGGCUUUUAAUGGUGGAAAACUACUAAUCCUCUCUGUAGUUUCAGUACAGAGUGCUUUUUCUUCCUUUAGGGUUACCAACUUACCAUAUAAGUGUCUUGCCAUGUUACACUGGGAAUUCCGUACACGAAGCAUUAAUCAUAAAAAAAUAAGACGAGAGAGAGAGGGGGGGGGGGAUGAUUUGUGAGCUGUGUACAACUAGAGGGAAGAUAAACCUAGUGCAUGCCUUUAUUUAAUCCUUUAAUGUUAGUGUGCCAGUUUUGCUUGUCUUCUUAUUGUGAAUGAUUAACUCUGCAUUGGAUAGUAGGACUUGGUGCUUCCACAAGUUGCUUUCAUGUCUCUGUUUAUGUUGGUGUAUUUAGGGAUGAUCCGGUUGUAACUUAUGAAAACUGUUUAUAACAAGGUGUAUUUAUUCAA